AUGUCUUGGCAAGCUUACACCGAAAACCUAUUGGGCACAGGCAAAAUAGACAAGGCCGCUAUCUACUCAAGAGCCGGCGAUUCCUUGUGGGCCUCAUCUGGUGGGUUAACAUUUGCACCACAAGAAAUUGGUAAGAUUGCCGCAGGUUUCGACGAACCAUCAGGUUUGCAAAGUACAGGUUUAUUCGUACAAGGCCAAAAAUUCAUGCUUUUGAGAGCUGAUGAUCGUUCUAUCUAUGCAAGACAUGAUGCUGAAGGUAUGUGUUGCGUUCGUACCAAGCAAACUAUUAUCUUAGCUCAUUACCCACCAAGUGUGCAAGCUGGUGAAGCCACCAAGAUUGUGGAACAGUUGGCUGAUUACUUGAUUGGUGCUCAAUACUGA
Molecule: messenger RNA, 381 nt
Organism: Zygosaccharomyces rouxii
Lineage: Eukaryota; Fungi; Ascomycota; Saccharomycetes; Saccharomycetales; Saccharomycetaceae
Gene: PFY1
Product: profilin
Exons: 2
Coding region: 1-381 (126 amino acids)
Cellular component (GO): cell cortex
Molecular function (GO): actin monomer binding
Source: RefSeq, a predicted model, not a curated record